Copidosoma floridanum is the source of this 2162-nucleotide messenger RNA. RefSeq names its product acylamino-acid-releasing enzyme-like. Gene Ontology annotation, molecular function: serine-type endopeptidase activity. Gene Ontology annotation, biological process: proteolysis. Lineage: Eukaryota; Metazoa; Arthropoda; Insecta; Hymenoptera; Encyrtidae. The record is from RefSeq and is a predicted model, not a curated record.
UCGCGGUGUCCGAUUGCCGAUGGUCCCCCCCUUUUUUUCCCACUUCAAUCUCUUUCCUUCCCGCAGUCUUCGAUAAAUUAUUUGAUUUUUUUUUUCUCUUGAACAACGUGAUGUUUUGGUAUUAAGUUUUUUUUUUUUUUUUUUUUGUUUUUUUUUUCCUGUGAGCCCUAGCUGUGUGCAUGUAACUUUGAAAUGUCCCUAACGUGACUUUUGAGUGAAGUCAAGAGGUGUCAUUAGAACAAAUUGUUUGUUGAAUCAUCUCCCCGCAAAAUAUAGAAGCGUAGGUGAAAUUAAGAAAAAUGGCUGACAAAGCUAAAAAGCCAGAACCCAAGAAGGAAGGUAAAAAAGAGGAGCCACCGAAAGAGGAACCAAAAAAAGAGGAACCAAAAAGUGAAGAGCCGAAAAAGGAAGAGCCGAAAAAAGAUGAAGAACCAAAGGAACUCAUGCCAAAGGAGGAAGAUCUACCCCCGAGAGAACUGACUCUGACCGACAAAAUCUUGGAGCUCUACGAGCACAUGAGCCAAAAUCCAAGCCUCGUGUCUGCUCGAAUAAUUUCCAUAGCCAGAAACGGUAUAACUGUACAAAGCGUGUGGUCCCAGAGGAAUCUGCAAAGAAAGAUGAAACAGAAGUUUACCCAGGACUUCAGUUUGGACGCGGAGAUGCAGCCGCUUCUCGAAAGUUUUCCCGUGGAUGUGACCACCGAGUUGUUGACAGCCUCCUCGGAAAACGAAAGAUUGAAAGCCAUUUUGAGGGAAGUCGUGGCGGAUGGGAAGAAAAAACACUUUAUCGAAAUUUGGGACAGGCAACACCUCACCAAAUCGUACGACCUGUCCGUCUACGAUUUUCAUGGGGAAAUUUACACCGACAAUGUGUUCAGUUCGUUUCAAUUUUCGCCCGACAAUAAAAAGCUGAUGUAUAUCGCUGAGAAAAAAUUGAGAAAAGUCGAGCCGUUCUACAAACAAAAGCCCAAGUACAGAUAUGCAGUACAAGAGUCCGAGGAGGAUCCCCCGCUUAGGGGUGGCGAGUACGAGUACAAGCCCGACUGGGGCGAGCAAUUGGAGGGCAAGCACCGAUCCGUCAUUGUGCUGCUGAACCUUGAAACCGACAGUUUCUUUCCACUGCCCUUCGUACCGGACGAGUAUUUUCCCGCCGAAGUCAUUUGGACGCCCAACGGGCAAUGCAUAGUCGGCGUUGCUUACAAACUGUACAAAAGAUAUCUGGGCCGUUACGGCUGCAGCAACCGGGAAUCUUACAUUUUCAUACUCAAGGGAACGGAGUUUCGCUUGCUGACUGGGCCCGGCCAAGCUUGUAAAACGCCCCAAUUCAGUCCCAACGGAAAACACCUUAUAUGGCUGGAACGGGAUAUUGGAAAACCACAUCACAACGUCCAGAGGCUUAUGCGGAUAAAAUGGGAUGUCGUGGAGACUCCCGACAUUGUCGUCGACGUCGUAAAAACUAGCAUGACAAUAGCCAAUGACAAAGUAUUUUACGGAUUUUACGGCCAAAGUAUCCCAAAGCGCUGCUGGAGCAACGAUUCCGAGCACCUGUUUCUCAGUACGCCCCAAAGGUCCAGCAUAAAGUCGUACGUCGUCAACUUGGAGACAAAAGUCGUCACCGAGAUAGACAACCCCGACGGAAGUAGCCUGAGCAUUUUGGACGUCAGAAGGAACCGCGUCGUUUUCACGAGGUUCUCCAACAUCCAGCCACCCCAGUUGGUGGUCGGCAAAUUCGACCCCGCCUCGGAAAACAUCGGAAACCUGCAUCUGUACAACUGUACGAAGCCCUUGGACGUUCCGAAGGCGGAGAGUCUCAUGUACGAGCACACGGAUUUCAUUUACAAAACCGACGAACCCGUCAGUUUCGCCGUGUUGCAAGUAAAUUAUCGUGGUUCCACUGGUAUGGGUUCGGACAACAUUGAAUUUCUCAGUGGCAGAAUAGGGGAAACUGAUGUCGUCGACUGCACAACAGCGAUCGAUCUUGCCCUGAAAAAGUACCCUCACCUUGAUCCAAAAAAAGUUUGUCUGUACGGCAGUUGUCACGGGGCGUACUUGUGUGCCCACCUCAGUGGACAAUAUCCCGCCAUGUUUCGAGCAGUUGUCAUGAGAGCUCCUAUUAUUGAUAUACAAACAAUGUUCAACCAAACAGAUAUUCCAGAUUGGUAA